Molecule: messenger RNA, 3473 nt
Organism: Histoplasma capsulatum G186AR
Lineage: Eukaryota; Fungi; Ascomycota; Eurotiomycetes; Onygenales; Ajellomycetaceae
Product: transcription factor TFIID complex subunit Taf111
Exons: 3
Coding region: 126-3473 (1115 amino acids)
Biological process (GO): transcription by RNA polymerase II; RNA polymerase II preinitiation complex assembly
Cellular component (GO): transcription factor TFIID complex
Molecular function (GO): TBP-class protein binding; RNA polymerase II general transcription initiation factor binding; histone acetyltransferase activity
Source: RefSeq, a predicted model, not a curated record
CUCCCUUCUAUUCCAACCUAAGGACAUCGCGGCAUACAGCGCUAUCCAGUGACAAAUUUUGGUCUCGAUGUUAACCAGUCUUUCCCUGCCAGUAAGGCAAACCCGCGUGAAUCAUCUCGCGCUUCAUGUCGACUAAAUCCACAUUCCCCCGGAAAGCGAUUUCCUCUGACAAGCCUAAGACAAACGAGCCAGCGUCAACAAAAAUGCCGCAUGCAACUGGUUCCGAAGUGGUGGAGUCUGAAGAUGAGGACUUCAACAAUGUGAUGCGCCAAAUGAAUGCGCCGACAAACGAAGCCUCAUUCGACUUUCUACAACGAGAACUCGAACCGGGAGAGAAGGCGGAUGAUGCGGUGGACUAUGAGGAUAUCGAUGACGAUGAUCUUCCGGACGAAGAGCUUGGGUUUUCGAACCUUGAGAACGGGGAUGGAAAAAAGGCGUCGAUUCAGGACGACUGGAGCGCGAUGGAAGGUAUGGAAGGCAUUCUGACUGCAGGGGCCUUAGACCAGCACCCGGUGGGCGAUGAGCUCGACGAUUUAUUUGGGGAUGUCCCAUCGUCACCUGUAGGUGGACAUGCCGACCAGAAUGACGAAUUGCCACCAAUCGGAUCUGAAGCUAUUUCCUCUCUCGACGUUCUCGAUGUAGCAUCUCCAACCAAAGAGAAUGACACAACGGAGGUUGCGCGUGGAAUGGAUAGGGGCUCUGUUAUGGCUCCUACAGAUAUGGACGCGGCAACGUUUAAAGAAUACCAACUCCAACAAGCACUUUUUGCAAUGUCAUCGUACGGACCUGACAAUCCGCCUGCGCCACCCGAGAACCACGAGGAACUUUUGGCAUCUCUUUGGCCCAAAUUCGACCGAAAUGCUAUGCCGCGAUUUCUAGAGCUUCUACCUCCGAAAAAGUCACAUUUUGCAGGGAAAUCUCCCUUGAAGCCACCGAAGCGAAUUGUUCCUACAAAACUUAACCUUGAACUGGCUCAGGACCAGGAACGAGCAUUUCGUACUACCGGCCAAACCCUGAAGCGUGCAUUGGAUUUGGAGAAUACUUCCAUUGUCGUUAUUACUCCUCCUGCCGAGGCAACAGGUGGUUCAAGUGGUAGUAUGGAUAUUGAUGGUGAUCUGGACGAGGAGCUUCCCGGCGGAAUUACUAUGCAGGACUUACAAUUUAUUUGCGCCGAUUGGGAUAUAAAGACUCCAGUUACUGAUAGUGAGGAGGAGGAGAUGAAAACCGUAGUAGAAGUCAAACCCAAUGAGCAACCCGGUGCGGAAGAUGAUGACUGGCUGUUUGAGACGAACCGCCCAACUAAGAAGCGUAGGCUGGACAAAUCACCAGCGGACUACAUAUCAAGCAUGCCGAUCGAUAUGCCCUUGUUUGACGAUCCAGUAAGUGAAACUGCGAGGCUUGCGAAGAAGAUACAGAUUGACCUGAAUGACCCGUAUCUAUUGCUUGAUGAGCGUCCUUCGGAAGCAGCUUUACAAGCCCCCAAGCGGUUGGGGACUGUGAACCGAGAUGAAAUUGCGGGGAGCUUUACGAAGCGUUUAAUCAAACGAUAUAAUAUCUCCAAUGACGAUGCUUACGAUAUGCUCAAAGAAAACCAUCAAAACAAAGUCAGAAGCACUCUCGGGAGUGUGGCGCUUGAGCACAGUUUGCCAGCUGUGCGCCUCCAAUGGCCGUACUACAAAACGAAACUCGCGAGACAAGAGGCACGAUCUUUCCAUCGCCCGAGUUUGAGCUUUUACCCCAAUUUACCUAUAUCAUUCAAAAAGCCUCUCCAUAUUAAACGGAAGCAUCAGAAGGGCAAGGACGUCAAAACCUUGUACACCUCAACAAAAUCCCUAUCUCUCUCCGAUAAUUCGAAUGUUCUUUUACUGGAGUAUUCUGAAGAGCAUCCAACUAUGAUGUCGAAUUUCGGAAUGGGCAGCCGUUUGAUCAACUAUUAUCGACGAAAGAAUAUGGAGGAUCCUGCUCGUCCCAAAGCGGAGAUUGGUGAAACGGCUGUGCUAUUGCCCCAAGAUAAAAGUCCGUUCUCCAUAUUCGGGCAUAUUGAUCCGGGAGAAACAAGUGCCGCGAUUACGACUGCAAUGUUUCGAGCCCCCGUAUUCCAGCAAGAACCAAAACCAACAGAUUUCCUUGUAAUCCGCAACAGCACUGGGAUUGAUGGUUCGAGUUACUAUAUAAGGAACAUUGAGAACCUAUAUGUCGUUGGACAGCAGUUCCCUUCGGUCGAUGUUCCGGGGCCACAUUCGCGGAAAGUAACCACGGCCUCGAAGAAUCGUUUGAAAAUGAUCUGUUACCGGCUACUGAAAAGAAACAAGAAACACAGAGUCAGUGUCGCUGACAUCACAGAACAUUUUCCUGAAUCCAGUGACAUGCAGAAUCGACAAAAGAUGAAAGAAUUCCUUCAAUUUUCAAAGGAUCAUAAAGAAUGGGAAAUGAAGCCUGGAGAUCCUAUCCCAGAUGAGGAUGUUUUGCGUGGCUAUGUUAAGCCAGAAGAUAUUUGCCUUCUCGAAGCUAUGCAAGUUGGUCAGCAACAUCUUCACGAUGCUGGCUAUGAUCGUGAUGAAGAUGAUGCGGAUGAUGACGAGAAGGAAGGCGAGAGUUCCGAACAACAGCUUGCUCCUUGGAAAACGACACGUAAUUUCUUGCUUGCAACCCAGGGUAAGGCUAUGUUACAGCUACACGGAGAAGGAGAUCCUACCGGUCGAGGCGAAGGGUUCAGCUUUAUCAAGACUUCCAUGAAGGGAGGGUUCAGGGCUAUAGGAGAAAGUGUUGAAGAUAAGCUCGAUGCUCAAAGGCUUAAGGAGCUUGGCGGUCAUAGCUAUAAUGUUGCUCGACAACAAAAGUCCUAUGAAGAGUCGAUCCGACGUAUCUGGGAAGCACAAAAAACAAGCUUAUCCUCGACGAUCGAACAUUCAGAUGAGGAGAGUGACAUUGACCGCGAUGAGCCAGAUGAGGUAUUUACCAAGCCAAGGGCCAGGUCAGAACGACCUACGCCAGGGUUAGGCCGACGAGACGACGAGACGACCAGCCAAUUCAGCCGCAUGAGCACGGCCAGCCAUACUGGCAAGGUUAUGAAAAUUACCCGUAAAGUACCUAACUCUAAAGGUGGUUAUGAUGAAGUGCAGGAAAUCGUGAAGGAUCCGCGCGUGAUCAAGCAAUACGUCAAGCAGCGACAUGAAGCCGAAGCGCGAAACUUAAUACUGGGGGAUAUUAAACCGACGGGGGAUCCUGAAACGGAUGCCCGACGGAUGAAACAGUUGCACCUCGAGCUCCAACGCCUUCAACGUAACAAGGAACGCCGUCAUGCCCGCGAAAGACAAAAAGGCAUUACCUCGGAUGUCGCGUCACCCGGGGGUGCGAAUUCCCCCACUACCGCCGUCCCCAAAGGAGGAGGCACCCAAAGGAAAUGCGCAAAUUGCGGCCAGGUCGGACAUAUCAAAACCAACAAAAAGUGCGCGCAAUACUUGAUUUAUUAA